AUGGCAAGCGAUACUGGAGAAGCGCAAUUACAAGUGCGAUUCACUACGAAACAAGAGCAGUAUGCAGUUCCCGACAGCCCUUACGCUAUUCAAAGUAAUGUUCAGCCAUUGGAGCUUAAUACUCUUCUUAACGCGUUAUUGAAGGAAACUGCAGCUUCAAUUGAGAAGGUCGUAGAAUUUGAUUUCUUAAUAUGUGGGGAAUUGCUUUGUACAUCCUUAGCAGAGCAUUUGCAAGAUAAAGGUAUUUCAACAGAAGAAACCCUAGAAAUAGAAUAUUUGGAAAGAUUUCCUGCUCCAAGUCCUCAAGACUGUUUGAUGCAUGAUGAUUGGGUUUCAGCCGUCCAUACACAUGGAAAUUGGAUUUUGUCAGGAAGCUAUGAUAACAGUAUUCAUAUUUGGAACACAAAAGGACAACACAAACUUGCUAUUCCUGGUCACACAUCUCCUGUGAAGGCAGUUUCUUGGGUUUCAUUCAGUGGAGAUCAAGCUGUCUUUGCAAGUGGUUCCCAUGAUCAAUCAGCUAUGUUGUGGGUUUGGAAUGUGUCUGGAAACUCGGUUGAUUGUGUAGUGACUUGCCGCGGCCAUGAUAAAGGAGUGGAAUGCUUAGCAGUAUCUGCUGAUUCUAAAUGUUUUGCCACUGGAAGUUGGGAUAAUAAUGUAUGCUUAUGGAGUACAAGUCUUUCUGAUGAAGAUAAUGUGCCAGUGAAAAAGAAACAUAAACCAGAACAAGGGAAUAUAAGAGAACCUACAACCACCUUAAAAGGUCAUCGUGAAGCAGUAUCUGGUGUACAAUGGAUGGACUUCAAUACAGUUAUAUCUAGUGGUUGGGAUCACCUACUUAAAAUUUGGGAUUGUGAAUUAGGUGGCAUCAAACAAGAAAUUGCAGGCAACAAAGCAUUUUUCGAUGUGGACUGGUCACCACUAAACAAUAGCCUUAUUACUGCCUCAGCAGAUAGACACAUUCGUCUUUAUGAUCCCAGAUCGACAGAUAGCAUUGUGAAAACCACAUACACAUCACACACGGGCUGGGUGCAGUCGGUCCGUUGGUCUAAAACGAAAGAUACACUUUUCCUUUCCGCUGGCUAUGACGGAUUUGUUAAACUUUGGGAAACUAGGAGUCCAAAGACACCACUAUACGAUUUAAGUGGGCACGAAGAUAAAGUGUUAUGCUGCGACUGGUCGAACCAAUCUUUCUUAGUCACGGGCUCGUGUGACAACACUUUGAGAAUAUUCAAAUCGAAACAUGCUAUUGGUAUAAAACCAAUUUUUUGUCAA
Brenthis ino (lesser marbled fritillary) is the source of this 1275-nucleotide messenger RNA. Lineage: Eukaryota; Metazoa; Arthropoda; Insecta; Lepidoptera; Nymphalidae. The record is from the annotation of a GenBank genome assembly.